CGGGGCCCGGCGCCGCCGGUCCCGCCAUGGCCGCCGCCGUCUCCGUUACCGCCGCCCGCGCGGCGCGUCACGGCCGGCUCGCGGGCAGGGCCCGGGCCGCCGCACCCGCACAGCGGGGCUGCCACCACGGCCAUGGAGGGAGGGAAAAAGCGCCAGGAUAAAGACACGUCAAAAGGAAAAAAACCACCUCAGGAUGCUUCAGGCACAGCUCCAACAGAAGGAAAGGCAAAGCCAAAAAGCUGUAACACAUACAGACUGGAGCCACGUAGUAAAGUUCGGGAUGCUUUAGUCAGAGACAAAGCUGAAGCAAUACUAACGAAGAAACUACAGGAAGCCACAUAUGAUGGAGCUUCUAGUCCCUUCUUGUGUGCUUCAAUAUCAGAAGAAAUAUUAAAUGCUGUGAAGGAAUUGGAUUAUGACCGUUAUAAGUAUGUGGUGUCAGUGCUAAUUGUGGAAAAGGCAAAACAGGCAAUGAUUCAGCUUAACUUGUUUGAGGAGGUCCUGAACCUUUUACCUCCUUUAUGGGUAAUAGUAUCCCAGGUGACAAUUCAAGGUGCUGCUGUGAUUCUGCCUACUCUCUGAAGGUUGUUGUCUUCAUGUGUUCAGUUGCCAGCAGAUGCCUCUGGGAUGCUGAGAGAGACACUUGGAUUUCAGCUAAAUGUGAAACUGAUACAUUUAUUGCACUGGCUUUGGUAAUGGCUUGUUAUUACGACUAAAACUGAAAGUCACAGCUGCAUUCGUGCAUCACAAUACACGGUAUAUUUGAAAAAUUUCAAAAUGUCAUUAUUUUGGUAUUCCUUUUUGUCCUAUUGCUGUUGGCACAUUCAAAAUGACAUAUAGCUGAGAUAAUUUUGCUCUGUUUAAAAAAAAAAAACCAAACAAAACUGCUUUGGAAAUGUUUAUGGUUGGGUACAUAUGGGCUUCAUCUGUUGUAAUGCUCUGCUGUGGAAGUGGGAGCAGCUGGUGUAAGGCCAAACAUUGCAAAAUUUUGAAUGUUGCUUGUCUGUUGAGUGCCUAGGACUGUUCACAUGCUUAUAUGCGGUUGCAGGUAUCAGUUUUCUUAAAAGCAUGCUUUUUGUAAGAAAAA
Molecule: messenger RNA, 1087 nt
Organism: Taeniopygia guttata (zebra finch)
Lineage: Eukaryota; Metazoa; Chordata; Aves; Passeriformes; Estrildidae
Gene: DYNLT2
Product: dynein light chain Tctex-type 2
Biological process (GO): microtubule-based movement
Cellular component (GO): cytoplasmic dynein complex; cytoplasm
Molecular function (GO): dynein intermediate chain binding
Source: RefSeq, a predicted model, not a curated record